GUGAUGACUACCCUAACAUCCAUAACUACCUCUGCGGAAGCUAUUCAAAUACAGUUUUCAGGACCGCUUUCUCCAACAGUUAGACAUGUUCAAUUGGUGGCGGCUGCUCACACCAGCCUUCAGGGGCAAACCUCCUUUCACCCAAUAUCUCAGACAAAGUGGACUCACGGAUAAAAGGAAGGGCCAGAUAGGGUAAGCGCUCCUUGCUACUCCAAUACACAUUGAUAUAUCGGAUGAGCCGUCUCUCGAACUUUAAAUCGUCUUCUGAUCCCCAUUGCCCCGUGGGGUGACAAACCUUUCUCGGAACCCGCACCCUUCGCGCAGGCUAGUGAUUCCGGGGGAAAGGAGCAUAAUAUAAGGUUGUCAUGUCGUCUGGCAAUGCAUUCGUACUGGUGAGAAGCCUCUGGUCGCGAAGCUAGAGCUUCCUGUCCGCCUCGCCAUUCUGCAGCCCAUUACGUCCACCUUUAGCUCUGGGCUGAAGUUUACCGUUGGUCUCUCGGAGCCGGUUAUUCUGGAUCAAAGCAAUUGGUUGAUGCUGUAUAGCUCUCCGCAGUGAUCCACUCUACCAAAUAAAUUUACACGAGUCAGUCCAGCCUUCGCGUCUAUAAUCGGGGAAAGAGAUAGCGGAUGCUCCUCCAGGCAUAGGGUAUUGAUUGCUGUGUCUCUGGCGUAACGCUGAUCCCAUCGAUAGCUUCAUCACGAUAUCGCUGCAUCGCUAUCUGCGUGCUUUCUGGAGAAAUGUAUCUGUCUCUCGUGACAGACGCGAAGCAGGCAGAGGCCGCGCAGGCGCGCGGCUCACGACCCAGUCCCGAAAGCGGCAGCGAUAAGGGCGGAUCUUGUCACCGAUAAGAAGGGUAGCGCACGGGGACUUCAUCGCGCCGAAACCUGUUGCUUGUAAGCGAGAUCAGAUUGACUGGCAACGUGGGCGGCGGAAAGGCGGCUGCCACCGAGGCGAAGAACGGAAAGUCUACCCGUGGGGAACGCAUUGCCGAGGGAUCCAGCCGGCCGGGUACGCUAAUACGCGCUAGGCUGUAUUAGGGAUGGUCGGUUACUAGGCCAGUAUUCUGGAUUCAAAUAUUACUCUCCCACCCCAGGGAUACUGGUGGGUGUGUGGGUAAUGGGAUGUAUUCGGCGGAGGCAGGCUUGGUUGAGAUGCCCAUCUCCACCGGGCACUGAGCAACAAUAAUGCGGGGUAGCUACGGUUUGAAGCAUAUUCAGGGCUAUGGCUGCUGACGCCUGAGAAUUACUUCCCCUGCGAAUGGAAGGAUUAUUAUCUGAGAACACUGCCAGUCCGAAGGAGAAUUAGAGUUGCAAAGCAGAGCUGAUAACGGCGCGAAAGACUAUCGUGGACACCUGGUGACUCGUGGGGUAAUUAAACCUCUAUCCGUCUUGUUUGUUUCACGAUUGGAGGAUGAUAAAUCGUCGGAUAUAGCGAGCUCCACCUUCUCCGCACGGCCAAGGUCCCUUUGGCCGGGACGUAGAGCUGGAGCUGGCAGCUUUGAGCUCUACGCCAAUCAUCAGUGCGCUAUCUCUGACUGAAAAACUGGAGGCGAAUCCAGCUGGCUAGAAUCCGAAAUUCUUCAGAUAUUUUCUGGGUUGGGCCGUGGCCGUGGUUUUGGCUUUAUAUUUCCAGCUUCGAAAACCCAGGUACGGCCCCGUACUUAAUAUCCGGGGUAAUCCCACUUGGAGCUGCUUGCUUUCACCCGCAAAAAUCUGUGUCUUUUCGACUCUGCCACAGGUUUGGCGUAUUAUCAGCAGCUUAUACAAAGCUGACCGCGAAGUCCUGGUUGGUCUUUAUCCAGUGAUAUCGUUACUCUAUUGCGUUUAACCACCCUUUCCUUCCCUGCCGGGCCUCACCGAAGACGAAAUCUGACGCCGCCGGUCGAAAUGGCGCCCAACCACCUCGAUCGUUCGGACCUCGUCCCAGGGACAGUCCAUCUGGUGGACGUCGCUGGAGAGGCAGGAAAUUCGAAACGCGAAAAAGAUAUUGUUUUAGUUCCUCGACCGAGCGCAGACCCGGAAGAUCCUCUGAAUUGGAGUCGUCGUCGCAAAUUAUUACACAUGGCCAUGUUGUUCAUCUAUACCCUCGGCGUGGGUAUUCCAACGACCUUACAAUACAGUGUGCUCGCGGAUAUUACACGCGAUACCGGUAUAACUACUGCUCAAUUGGUCAACGGUACCGGGCUCAUGUUCUUAUUUCUCGGAUGGGGAUGCCUGCUCUGGCAACCUAUCGCAAUUACGUACGGCCGUCGCGGCGUUUACGUCCUUUCAUGUCUCUUCUGCGUUCCCAUGAUGGUCUGGACGGCAUACUCCAAAUCCUAUGGAGAAUGGUAUGCGCAUCGAAUUAUUAUGGGUCUGGCCGCCUCGCCCAUCGAAUCUCUCCCAGAAGUGUCGAUCCCCGACAUAUUCUUUGCUCACGAGCGUGGUAGAUGGAUGGGCGGUUAUGUGCUAUUCUUGUUUGGAUCGAACUUUAUUGCUCCCCUUAUCGCGGGUUGGUUCAACGACGCCUACGGGUGGCGAUGGGUUAUGCAUUUCGGGGCAAUGAUCAGUGCAGUUGCCACAGUUAUUAUCUUUUUCUUCAUGGAAGAAACGCUGUAUUUUCGAAAGACCGUCGAAGGUGAAGAGUUAGACGUCUCAUCAAGUGAUGGGAAUUCCCUUAAUCGAGAAAACUCGAAGGAGAAGCGAGAGGUCCACGCCGCAUCCACCUCCGAAAACGUCGAAUCAUUCCCGCUUGCACGCACCUAUAUUCAGAAGUUAAACCUCUUCGUCUUUCUACAAGGACGACCAACCAUCAAACAAAUGCUCACGAUGAUGUACCGGCCCUUGUUGAUCAUUCUCUAUUUCCCCUGUACCUCGUGGGCAGGAUUCCUUUACGGUAUCAACCUGUCUUGGUACAACGUGCUAAACGCCACCGCCUCCCCCGUCCUCUCCGCAGCUCCGUACAACUGGACUGCGGCGCUUGUUGGUUCCGCCUAUGCGGCACCUAUCAUUGGAGCUAUCUUUGCCUGCGCUUGGUCCGGAAUCGUCGCUGAUAAGGUUGCGAUCUAUCUUGCUCGACGUAAUAAGGGUGUCCGUGAACCAGAGCACCGUCUGUGGCCGCUUGUUGUCUCCGGUGUCGUAUCCACUGCCGGUCUGAUUAUAUGGGGCGUUGGCGCUUCGUAUGGAGUACACUGGGUUGGUCUUGAGUUCGGCCUUGGCAUGCUUGCGUUUGGCUGCAUCACAGGAGGCUCUAUCGCCAUCUCCUACAACAUCGACUGCUUCAAGGAACUCAGUGGUGAAUCGAUGGUGUCUGUAAUCAUCAUUCGCAACACCCUCGGAUUCGGGUUUAGCUAUGCUAUUACCCCUUGGAUUGAGGCGCAGGGUCUCCGUAACUGCUUCAUCACGGUGGGUAUGGUUUCGCUCGCGACGACGGCUACUUUCUUAAUUAUGACAGUCUGGGGCAAGAAGCUGAGAAAAUUCUCGAGGGACAAAUACUGGGAAUACGUCUCUACAAGCGUCGCUGGAACUAUUUAAUCUGUAUGGGGUAUUGGGUUGGCCUUUUUCUUUUUGAUGUGUAACAAGAAUUACUCUUUGGAGUCAUGAUAUUUUUAUCUGAAAAUUCUG
Coccidioides immitis RS is the source of this 3603-nucleotide messenger RNA. RefSeq names its product MFS transporter. Gene Ontology annotation, molecular function: transmembrane transporter activity. Lineage: Eukaryota; Fungi; Ascomycota; Eurotiomycetes; Onygenales; Onygenaceae. Gene Ontology annotation, biological process: transmembrane transport. Bases 1888 to 3513 code for a protein of 541 amino acids. The record is from RefSeq and is a predicted model, not a curated record. The transcript is spliced from 2 exons.